CACACACACACAAACCCACCCACUCACACACACACCCACACCCACCUAGUGGGAUUAAGACUUGCUACUUUAUUUGUUGAUAAAUUAGUAGUUGAUUAUAUUGGGGCAAUAAUUAUUUCAUACUAGAUGAGAUGUUAUACUGUAAAAAGAACUUGAAUGAUUUAGUUUUAGUUGAGCCAGACUAUGUCUUGUCAUCUUUUAGGUUUUAAGGAACAAGAUGAUAUUGUCCUAUUGUACAUGAGUCUACCUUUCCAUAUGGAUUCAAACUAAUGCCUCCUAAAUAUCUCUAUUGCAUUUUGUUGUUGGGCUCUCCAUCAUGUAAAUCUUUUGGGAUGACAUGUGGAUCACUUAUACACUCCCACAUUUUGGUUUCUCCCCUCAUGUUUUUGUCUCUGUAGAAAAUCAGGUGAUUAUAAUUUUGUAUUUAGGUGUACAAUUAUUUUUUUAUCUCUAGGUGACAACUUUUCUUUCCUUAACUUAAUCAGUUUUUCCCUUAACCGACUCUAUAUGGGCGAUUUCUCCCUUGUAUUUUCUAUAUAUAUGUAUGUCCUAUCUAUCACGACCCUAGGCUAGGAGAUGGGUAAUUGUGUAUGUUGGACGAGAAAAAGUUUCCAAGUGGAAGGAGAAGUCUAAGUUAAAGAGGAGUGUGGAAGCUUUGCAAAGAGAUUAAAUCAGAUUAUCUUAAGUUAUUUAAAUUAUGUUUUUAGUUGUUGUAAAUUUGUAUUUUAUAUUUGUUUUAUCUCCUAAACUUUAGGAGAAAGUUAUUCCUAGUUUUUAGUAGAUUACUAAAAUCCUUUCCUACUUUAUAGGAAAGAGAUUAAGUUGUAACUUGUAUAUAUUUUCAAAGCCAUCUCAAUAUCAAUCUAAGCAAGCAUUCUCGAUUUCCUAAGACUUGUUUGAUGGUAUCAGAGCUGCUGGUUCGAUCAGAAGUAGCAGUGAUUUUCUUUUAGUUUCGAUCAUGGCCGAAACAAACCCAAAUCCAACCCUAAUCGAAGCCUCGGCCACUAGUUCUCCGAGAACCUUUCCCCCACUUCCGUCUUCAUCAAAUUUUUUUACAACACCUAUUGAUAACUAACCCAAAUCCAACCUUAACUGAAGCCUCAGCCACUAGUUCUCCGAGAACCUUUCCCCUACUUCCAUCUUCAUCAAAUUUCUCUACAACACCUAUUGAUAACUACCCUCUACAAAUUACUCAGCACAAGCUAAAUGAGAGCAAUUUUAGAGAGUGAUCUCAAUCGAUAAUGCUAGUGAUCAAGGGCAAGGGCAAAUCCGGUUAUCUAAUCGAAUCUAUCCUCACUCCACCAUCAACGGCAGCCACCUAUGGUCUUUGGGAGGCAAAGAAUUCCACUAUCAUGGCUUGGUUGAUCAACUCUAUGGAGUUUAAAAUUGGGAGAAGAUACCUAUUCUACAAAACAACAAAAGAGAUUUGGGAAUCAAUCCAAGAGAUAUACUCGGACUUGGAGAAUUCCUCUUAAUGAUUUGAAAUCCAAUCUGCCAUUAGGACAACCAAACAAGGUAUGAGCAAUGUUAUUGAAUAUUUUAAUGUUUUGGUGGAAUUGUGGCAUGAAAUGGAUAUGUUUUAUACCAUCAGUUGGGAAUCUCCAACUGAUAGCAACAAAUACAAUAAGAUGAUAGAAAAAGAUCGAAUUUUUGACUUCCUACAUGGCCUUAAUCCCGACUUGGAUGAACUUCGAGGGAGAAUCUUGGGCACAAAGCCCUUACCAUCUCUUAAGGAAGUAUUUGCAGAAGUACGAAGGGAGGAAAGCAGACAUAAGGUGAUGCUUCAACACCAAAUUGACCCUGUUUUGCCACACCAAAACUCGGCCCUUGCCUCUAUCAAACAGGGAGAUCUUCUUCCCAAGACUCAAGGAAGAGAAAAAAUAUGGCGUGAUCAUUGCAAGAAACCCUAUCACACUAAGGCGACAUGCUGGAAGAUCCAUGGCAAACUAGCAAAUUGGAAGCCACGACCCAGGAAGGAGAGCUCCAGAUUUGCAUAUAAUGUAGAAGUUUCAGCAGAAACUAAACCUAGUUUGAACCUUUUCGAAGAUCAGAUACAAGCCUUGUACAGACUCCUCAAUCAAGGUACAAUCCAAUCAAGCUCUAAUAAUCCACAGUCCACUGCAUCAAUGGCCUUGCAAGGACCAAGUAUCGGUGAGAAUGAUUGGCAAUGCUAAGGCGUUGGACGGCCUUUACUGUCUUGCAGGAGAUUUCCCUAAUUCUUCUUCAAAUAAAGUUGUCCUAAGUGUGACCACCAAUGCAAAAGUCUUGUUAUGGCAUAAACACUUAGGACAUCCUAGCUUCCCUUAUCUCAAAUCUUUGUAUCCCAAUAUUUUCAGCAAUAAAGAGCAGAUUCUUUUAUGUGAACAAUGCACUCUUGUUAAACAGCCUAGAUCACAUCAUCCUAUUCAAUUGUAUAAGCCUUCUAAACAUUUCCAUUUGAUCCAUAGUGAUAUUUGGGGUCCCUCUAAAUGUCCGAAUAUCACUGGUUCUAGGUGGUUUAUUAUCUUCAUCGAUGAUCAUUCUAGGGCUUGUUGAGUGUAUUUAAUGAGGGAAAAAUUAGAAGCUAGUAAUAUAUUCAAAAUAUUUCAUAAGUUUAUUAUGAAUAUAUUCCAAACCUCUAUUAAAAUCCUUCGAAUCGACAAUAGCCGAGAGUAUUUUUUCAAUGAUUUCACAAACUACUUGGCCAAGCAUGGUAUCUUUCACCAAAGCUCGUGUCCAUAUACACCCCAACAAAAUGGGGUAGUUGAAAGAAAAAAUUAGUAUCUCCUAGAGGUGGUUAGAGCUAUGAUGUUUACCACUAAUGUCCCUCACUCCUAUUGGGGAGAAGCUGUCCUCACAACCGCUUAUUUAAUCAACCAUUUACCUUUCAAAACUUUGCAAUUCCAAACCCCCCCUUAGCAUUCAUUGCACUCUGUAUCCGAAUGCCUCUAUCAUUUUUUCCAUUGAUCCUAAAGUCUUUGGUUGCAUUGUGUAUGUUCAUAACAAUGCUCUAUCUCAAACCAAAUUGGACCCGAAAGCUCACAAAUACAUGAUGCAUCUUUAUUGGGUAUUCAUCUUCUCAAAAGGGAUACAAGUGCUAGUCUUAUCAAUCACAGAUUUUUUGUGUCUACCGAUGUUACCUUCUACGAGGAUAUUCCCUUUUAUCCCAUCACAGGUACAAAACCAGUCCCUACUGACCCUCUUCCCUCUUUUUUCCCCAUUGAUCCAAUCCUACUUGUGUGUUCUCAAGGGGGAGCAUCCUCAGCACCUUGUGAUAACACACUGGCAGAACCAGUUGUUUCCCCUAUUGAGCCUGCACAUGUUGUUCCCUCCUUUACAGUUACAAACCCCCUCUCUACCUGCCACUCUAGAAUCUACAUCAGUAGCUGCAGUUGACUUACAUUAACAGCAAUGACAAGAAAUUCUACAGGUGCUGUGCAAGGAAUUAGCAACUGCUCGAAACAGAAUGAAACAGUUUGCUGACAGAAAAAGAAAUGAAUGGAGCACAAUCAUGGCUAAAUACUAUGGGCAAUUUAUGAUUGUGGCUAAGUUUGGGACUGUGGCUUAUAAGCUCCAGCUGCCUCCUACUACUCAGAUUCACACGUUUCAAUGCUUAAGAAAUCAGUGGGAGCACAGUCGGUUAGUUCUUCCGUGUGUACUUUUAAUUGUGAUACUUCACCUCCAGUGGAACUGGCUCUUAUUUUGGAUAGGAGGGUCAUCUAUAAGCAUGGAGCCCCUUUGACACAAGUGCUGGUGCAGUGGAUGCGCCUCCAUCCGAAUAACGAUAUGUGGGAAUGCCUACCUGACUUGCUGAAUCAUUUCUUGCAGGCUGCUGUCCAUUU
Messenger RNA from Diospyros lotus (date-plum), 3821 nucleotides. RefSeq lists its product as uncharacterized. The transcript has 2 exons. The record is from RefSeq and is a predicted model, not a curated record. Bases 1518 to 2174 code for a protein of 218 amino acids. NCBI's taxonomy places the organism in Eukaryota, Viridiplantae, Streptophyta, Magnoliopsida, Ericales, Ebenaceae.